This is a messenger RNA of Menidia menidia (Atlantic silverside), 831 nucleotides long. The record is from the annotation of a GenBank genome assembly. NCBI's taxonomy places the organism in Eukaryota, Metazoa, Chordata, Actinopteri, Atheriniformes, Atherinopsidae.
UUGGUUUCACUCAAAAAAGAGAGGAGAUGGCGAAAGGGAGAGGAGAGUGAGGGAAAGAAAAUAGGAGGAAGAGAAAAGGGGGCGAGAAAGGAGAAGGAGAGAGGGAGGGAGGGAGGGAGGGAGGAAAAAAACUUCAACCCAGAAGAUGCUCACGUUUGGCUCUCCUCAAUUAUCCCCUCCCGUGAAGAUAGAUAUCAAGCUGAAAUCAAGGAAUCGAGUCCAUGCGAGCUGCCAUCUGAUCCCCACACACACUUAUCAAUGAAGCAAGAGAUCAUGGCGGAUGGCCCCAGGUGUAAGCGGCGAAAACAAGCCAACCCGAGACGGAAAAACGUCCGCCGAUCCACUCAACUGGGAAGCUCUGCCCCGGAGAGUCGGUGCUGUCACUUUCUCUCACCUCAAAAAGGCGCCGCAAUCGACGGUGUAGGAUGCGAGCGAGAAAUUAUCCCGAAUUCGGCCCCGGGCCCGUUUCAGUGGCCAAACACAGAGGAGGAUGUUCGGAGGAUGAGAAUCAAUAAAAGCGAGACCCCACCACCAACCACCUGGCCAAAGGCUCGCCGUGCUCGUGCACACUUCGUCCUUCUGGUGUUCCUUCCUACGCCCAGCCUCGGCUCGGAAGAGGGCGGCCAGAGGAGCGGUCAAAAUGUUUCGUUCUCUGCCCGUUCCAAUCUGCGGCGCAAAGUUUCCGCCAGCGGGGCCUUUUUAACCGAUUCGGCGCGGAACCCUCGGCGGUUUUUACAUGCCGUGGGCGGUGCUGUGCAAAAUGAAAAGGUGCGCGAAGCAAAAGGUCAGUGGUGUCGAGUGGUCGCCCAACCCACUCAGGUGGGGCAGUAG